AUGAACACUCCAUUACAUGGAAAGUCAUUCACAGAAUGGGACAACUUUAUUAGAAAGCAAUGGAGUGGAAUAAAAAUCCCUCCUUUUACUGGGAAAACGGGAACAGACAAAGAAGAAAUAAGGAAAACGUGCAAAUGGCAACCUCCAAAGCAUGGAUGGUUCAAAUUAAAUUUUGAUGGAGCAUCUAGAGGAAACCCUGGUACUGCAGGGGCAGGAUGUAUAAUACAUUUAGAUAAAGGGAAGAGUAUUGGAUCAAAAUCCAUUCAUUUAGGACAGACCACCAACAAUACCGAUGAAUUCCUAAGCCUCAUAGAAGGAUUAAAGAUGUGCAGAGAACUAAGGAUACAUAAAGUAGAAAUUGAAGGUGACUCAGCAUUAAUAAUCAAUGCAAUUAGGAAUAAAGGAAUGUCUAAUUGGAAGCUUAAAGGUAUUCUUGAUAAAGCAUUGGAAUUACUCAAUUAUUUCACAGAUUUCACUAUCAACCACAUAUACAGAGAGGCAAACUUGGCAGCUGAUGCUCUAGCCAAUUUAGGGGCAGAUGGGAUAACUAGGACAACGAUUAAUAUUUCAGACUUUACUGAUAAGGAACAAGUUGGAUAA
Cryptomeria japonica (Japanese cedar) is the source of this 600-nucleotide messenger RNA. RefSeq lists its product as uncharacterized. NCBI's taxonomy places the organism in Eukaryota, Viridiplantae, Streptophyta, Pinopsida, Cupressales, Cupressaceae. Gene Ontology annotation, molecular function: RNA-DNA hybrid ribonuclease activity; nucleic acid binding. The transcript has a single exon. The record is from RefSeq and is a predicted model, not a curated record. The coding region runs from base 1 to 600 and encodes 199 amino acids.